Scaptodrosophila lebanonensis is the source of this 2854-nucleotide messenger RNA. Its product is annotated as pancreatic triacylglycerol lipase. Bases 546 to 2168 code for a protein of 540 amino acids. The record is from RefSeq and is a predicted model, not a curated record. Gene Ontology annotation, biological process: lipid metabolic process. The transcript has 4 exons. Lineage: Eukaryota; Metazoa; Arthropoda; Insecta; Diptera; Drosophilidae. Gene Ontology annotation, molecular function: lipase activity; carboxylic ester hydrolase activity.
UCGAAACGUGACAGACGACCACUUGAGGCGAUUUCUAGUUGUAUUGAUAGUGCCAAGGCACAUGAAGAGUUGAAGCUUGAAGCUUUUAGGUGCGGGGGAGGUCAGAAUACAUUUGAAGCACAGUCGAGAGUGCGCGAAAGAAGGAAAGAAGAGACCAUACGAUUAACGGCAAUUCUAGUGACAAGUGCGUGUGUGUGUUCCAUUUCAUUGUUGUUGUUGUUGCGUUUUUUGUGACUUUUUUUUUGGCUGAAGCGAAUAGCGUGCGAUUUUCCCAAGUGACGAGCGAUAAGAUUAAUUUAAUUAAAAGGCCACAAACAAUCGCCUUCAUCCUCAGUAUAUAUCAGUAUCAGUAACAAUUGUCUUAGCCGGGCCCAGACACAAGCACUGCCACAAAUCACAAGGCAGUGUGUGAAGUGGCGUUAGCUGAAGUGCCGCGAGGGCUCGUGUUGUGGCCGAGCAGAGAGAAAUAACAACAACUAAACGAACUGCCAAAGUGCGCUUACUACAAUACUAUUUAGAGACCACAGACAGUCGAGGCUGCGAUCAUGUAUGUGGCAAACUCAACCGGGGGCCUCAUGCUGCAGACCAUGCUGUAUUUGGCCAAUCACACAAGCCGAGCCGCUGUUAACACACUCAUCGAUCUGCCACCGGCACCCAAAAGUGAUAUUAACGAGGUGAAAUGUUAUGGCGUAUACGGCUGUUUUCCCAUCAACGGACCUUGGACCUCGGGUACACGCUCCAUUAAUGUGCAUCCGCAGAAACCUGCCGAAAUAGAGCCACACUUCACGCUCUAUACCCGUCGAGCCCUCGACGAACCCAAGUACAUUGAUCUCAAUGAUCCGGAUAGCGUUCAGGGGCUGGGCAUCAAUGGGCGCGGCAAGAUAUAUUUCCUGGUGCACGGCUAUCUAGAAUCGGGCGACAUGCAAUGGAUGCUGGAAAUGGGCAAGACGCUGCUGCAUCAUGAGCCGGAGGGCGAGUGCGCCGUUAUCCUGAUCGAUUGGGGCGGCGGUUCGAGUCCGCCUUAUGUGCAGGCCGUGGCUAAUAUACGGCUGGUGGGCUCCAUUACCGCGCAUGUAGUGCACAUGCUCUAUGAGGAACUGGGCUUGCCCAAUCUGAACAAUGUGCACCUCAUUGGCCACUCCCUGGGCGCCCAUUUGUCCGGCUAUGCGGGCUACCAUUUGCAGCAAGACUUUGGUCUGAAGCUGGGCCGCAUUUCUGGUCUGGAUCCUGCGGCACCGCUCUUUACGGAUACCGAUACUAUUGUGCGAUUGGAUCGGUCGGACGCGCAUUUCGUGGACAUCGUCCAUACGGAUGCCAAUCCUUUGAUGAAGGGCGGCUUGGGCAUAUAUCAGCGCAUUGGCCACGUGGAUUUUUAUCCAAAUGGCGGCUUUGACAAUCCCGGCUGUGACAAGAAGUUGCAGGAUGUGAUGAAGAAUCAUCGGAAGGCGACACUCUUCUCAACGGUGCAGGAGUUUUUGGGCUGUAACCAUAUUCGCAGCUAUCAGUACUUUACGGAGAGCAUCGAGUCCAAGUGCCCCUUCAUGGGCAUCAGCUGCGAUUCCUUCGACAGCUUCAAGGAGAUAAAGUGCUCCAGUUGCCAUGAGCCAGGACGUCUGUGCAUGCGCAUGGGCUUCCACAGUCAUGCGGACUAUAAGCACCUGGUGGCGAGGAACCAGAUCAAGCCGCACUCGCACUCAACACCCCCCGUGCUGUACUUGAUGACCGGGGAGCGCAAGCCCUUCUGUCGCCUUCACUACAAAAUCACGGUGCGCGUGUCGAGUCACGAGGAGAGCGCCCACCAUGGCGGAGAGAUUGGAACGCUAUCCAUACGGCUGCACGAUGCGCACAGCAAGAAGACAACGGAGCGAAUGAAGUUCUCGCCAAAGCCGAUGUACUUUGAGCCCGGAUUCGAGUAUACGUCGCUGGUGCCAGGCAAAGACUUGCGCGAUCCCGGGUACGCGACCGUCUUUUGGGAAUAUCAGACCAACUUCCUGAAUCCGCUGACGUGGCGCAUCUUGUCCUCGCCCCGCAUUUAUCUCGAGUACAUACUGAUCGAGUCCUUGGAGUCGGAUGAGACGUACUUGAAGCUGUGUCCGCUGCGCGAGAGCGCCAUUUUGUCGGGAACGGAGAAUGUCCUGCACACACGCUAUUGCAAGGACAAGGACUAGGAUGUGGAUAGCUGGUCCAGAGAGGGGGCGGACGGGUGGAUGCCCCAUUCGCGAACGACAAAUGCAAAUUAGUUAAAUUGUUGUCACAGAAAUGUAUGUGUAUGUAAGUAUUAGGCCGCGUCCAACUAGUUUACAAUCUUCUGUACUGAUCAUAAUUUCCGAAACCAUUUCACGAUCAAUUAAGUAGACAACAUUUCAAGAAUCUUAGAUUCCUUCGUUUCAAAACAAAUAACAAAUUAAUGGCACCAGCUGUGGUGAGAUUGAAUCACUGGCAAGAGUGGUAGGCUCUUAUUUACCUCAGCUCUACAUGGUUGCUGUACGCGCUUAGCUACCACUGCCCAAAUUUCCCUGUGCUGUGUGUCUUUGCUUAGCCAAGCUCCAGACCGGGCACGGGGACAUUUUCAACACUGUUAUUGAACAUUUCCCAGUGUUGGCCGGUAUUGUGUCUAAAAAUUGAUUUCUAAUAUAAUGGUAUUUAGUAAAAUGUUAAAAUUGUUUAACUAUCCGACGCUCUAUAUUUAUUUGUAAUUUAUACAAAAACUACUGAUAUACUACUGAACUACUGUAUUAAUAUACAUGUAAAUUUUUUUUUUAUUAUUAUAGUAAACAAAUAUUUAUUGGCUGCUUUAUUUUAUAGCGCAUUUGUACAUAAAAUCAUUAAAAAAAUUAAAGUGUAUAUAAGCUAA